AGGGGAGAGAAAGGCAAGCCGGCCGUGCACGCCUCUUCCGCCCUGGGCCCGGAAGGGUGAUGUGGCUGGGGCUUCGCCGGCCUCACUAUGUCUGCCAUUUUCAAUUUUCAGAGUCUGUUGACUGUAAUCUUGCUGCUUAUAUGUACCUGUGCUUAUAUCCGAUCCUUGGCACCCAGCCUCCUGGACAGAAAUAAAACUGGGUUGUUGGGUAUAUUUUGGAAGUGUGCUAGAAUUGGUGAACGGAAGAGUCCUUAUGUUGCAGUGUGCUGUAUCGUGAUGGCCUUCAGCAUCCUUUUCAUACAGUAGCUUGGAAAAAUGCCAGAAUUCUUCAGUCGCCAUCAGAUUUAAAUAUGACAAAAAGGGACUGAUCUGCCGAAAAUAAUGGAAAGAAUGGUUGACCCCUGAACAUUGAAUGAGCUACACUUUCAGCUGCUGUUCUCUAUUUUUGUUAUUGGACCAAUGUUCUAUAUAAAUAAUUAGGAUGUAACAUUUACUACAUAGAGUUGAAAUAUGUCUGUAACAAUCAACCUCAGUACUGUCGCUACAAUAUUACAGUCUGCAUCUGUCAUUCUGUUGUGCCAGAUACCAGUUUUUAGUGAGGUAUCUUUAAGGCACAUAGUAGAAAACAAAACUGGUGAAUUAUUCAAGUUCCUUUCACUGUGAUUUGGAAAUGAUAAAUGUUUAUAGAGUGAGACCUUUUUUUUUGGACUAGCUUUUUGAUUGGGGGGGGUGGGUUUCAGUUUGUGCUGGUAAGGAUUGCAUUCAUAUUUAAUAAUGCUGGCUUUCCCUCUGGCCAUUUUGAGCAUUAACCAGAGUACCUCUGCUCCUAGCAAUAUGGGGUUUACUACAGGUGUUUGAACUAUUUAAAACAAGCCUCUGUAGUUCUUGAGGAGGAGGACAGAUGUGACUUUAGAGGAAAUGUUAAGACUAUUGAGAAAAUGUUCCUAUUUAACAUAAAAUAAUUCAGAAUACCUGACUGGUGUUAUUAUCUCUGAAACCUCUGGUUAAGUAUGGAUAAAUGUCUUAGCAAAAAUUUGACCAGCUGUCAUUCUGCAAAUAAGACUACAUGCUUAGAGUAAAAAGAGCUAAACAGAACAAUUACAGAAUGAUAAUCUUGGAUGUGUUUUUCAUUCUUUUUAGUGUUAGGUCUGUACAUUUUAAUUACCCCAAAAUACAAACUGUGUUUUUGUUUUUUUAAUACAUUGCUCUCAAUCUAGUUUAUGUUUUCUAUAUCAACUUGAACUGGAAUCUUGUAUAACUUAGUAAGUGAUGAUAAACAGCUUUCAAAUCUACUUACCAUAUGCCAUGGCAAAAAUGUCUUUGAGUUUUAUUGAUAAAGGAAAACCUUCAGUAAUUUUUAUCCAGGCAACAGGAUUUUUGGAAAUGUGACCUACAGAUUUUGUAGUAGAGCAGUUAUUACACAUUUAUGGUUAACAUUUAAGGUUCAACCAAAAUUCAGUUAAAAUUUCAAAACUAAGGAGAGCUUCUUAGCUAAAAAUUGCCUGUUACAGUUUUAAUUAGAUACUGUUGUCAGCUAUUACUUGCCAUAAAGAUAAGACUAAACCUUUUUUUUUUUUUUUUUUUUUUUUAAGAAAAAACUGUUUGGAAUUAUUAUAAAAUGAGCCUGCCAGUAGCUCUUUCUGCAGAAACAGAGUACGGACCUAAAAGUCACUUAUUUUUAUGACUACUUUAAGGUGCUUAGUAAGAAUUCUAGGAAACAUCUAAGAAAGUCUUGUUACAUGUUGCUGGUUUGUUUUUUGUUUGUUUGUUUGUUUGUUUGCAAAAGAUGAAAGCUUCUGUAGGCUAUCAGUAUCUUUGUUUAUUGUACAUUUCUGGCUUAUAUAGCUGAUUUUAAAUGGUAUAUUUUGCCUUAGACAGGUAAUCAGGUUAUGAUAAUUGUUCCUACCUGCACUGUCUCUUGGGCUGUUGCAUUAGGUCAAGGAUUUUCAGGGUAUUCCCCAAAAUAGAACUCUUAUCAGCAUACAGAGAAUAAGUAACCUUCCUGAGUCUAGUUUCUGAGUGACCAUCUGUUGUCCAACUCUGCUGCCAGCUAGAUUUUCCUAAAGCUAUGUCACCUAACUUUUUUAGUUGUUUACUAACACAAAUCUAAUAUGAAGAGGGCAAGAAUAUUCUAGGUAAUCAGUUCUAGUAUAUCUUUUUAAAAUAUAAAUUUAUUUUAAUUGGCAGUUAAUUACUUUACAAUAUUGUAUUGGUUUUGCCAUACAUAUCUCUUUAAGUUGGCAUUUCAGAGGAGGUAGGUGGAAGUAGAGGUAGAAAUAAUUUCUUUGGAAAAUUUAUGGCAGCAUAUAAGCAUUUUUUUUUUACUGUGUAUAGGUGCUGAACAAAGUGGGAAGCAGCUUAUUUCUGACUCCAUUCUGACUUUUUGAAACAUAAAAUCUGUGGGAGGUGGGGAAAAAAUCACAGGAUUCUGUGGGGGGGGCGGGAAAGGCAGUCAGCAUAUUCUUUUUUUUUUUUUUUUUUUCAAAGAGUUACCACUGAAUCCUGUUUUCUAACCUAAAGGGCAGAGUAGAUAGUUAAGUAGUCCACAGAAUAUUCAGAUACUCCUUUUGUGGUCUUAGCAGGUUGCAGAAGAGGAUUAAGGAUCAAUUUAAACAUCAGAGGUUCUGCCUGUAUCACACAGUCUUGGUGCAAGACCGGAUGGGAUGAUGGGCAGUAAAGUCCACAGUUUACUAGGUUUGAAUACUCUCCCUAAUCUCCUUCCUGGCUCCAGAAUCUUGAUUCCAGCCUGCCUGGAAUGUUUGUGUUGAUGUUUAAUUCCUGAUUGGCCUCAGCUGUAUCAAUGGCAGGAGCAUGUCUUCUUUCCAGGCAAUCAUAAAAAGAUGAUCAGUCAAAAGAACACAUAGUCUGUUGAAGUCCAUCUGUGGCUUAAAAAAGUUUAGAUACAAGUCCAGUAUCCUGUUAAUGCUUACGCUGCUGUGCCAGGCACUACUAUCCUGAAUGUUCUUUGCAUCAUCAAAUUCAAAAUAGCCCUUUUAUAAAGCUGGGGAAAGUAGAAUGUAAUUUGUAAUAGACACCAUAAUCUUAGUAAAAUGCAGAUCGAUCUAGUUCUAACCUAGGACAAAAUAGAGGUUUGAAUGAAUUAACUUCUCUAAGUUCACAAAGUCAAAAAUGAACAGAUGUCUGGCUAGUUUUGUGAAAAAACCUAGCACUUGUAAAUAGAAUAUUUAUAUUUCAACAUUUUUAAGAGGCAUUAGUAGAAUGCCUUCAGUCUAUUAUCGGUGAAGACAGAAAGACAAGUACAGUUUCUUCACUCUAGUGGUUCAUAAUGUAGCGGGUGAGAGAGAAAUGAGGUUAUUUAUAUGAAGUACAAUAUGAUAGCAUUUAUUACCAAGAUAGUACUAGGAUUCUAGAAGAAAACAAAAAGGUGAUAGUUCAAUCAGAGAUAUGAACUUCCUUCCAGAGAAGCAUGCUUAAACUGAAUUUAAGAGCAAUAUGCAGAUGCACCAGGGAUAUAUAUAUUAUGGACUAUCAGUACCUUGAUUGUUGUGAAAGCCACUUGGGAAGUGGAGUUGAGCCGUGAACAACACAGGUUGUAACUGUGUAGCUCCACUUACAUAUUGGGUUUUUUUCAGUAGUAAAUGCUUUAGUAAUAAACGAUCCCAAGUUGGUUGAAUCUGCAGAUAUGGAACCGGAGUUACGGAGGGCAGACUGUAGGAUAUGCAUAGAUUUUGGACUGCAUAGAGGGUCAGCACCCCUUACCCCCUCACUGUUCAAGGAUCAACUACAUUAAGACAUAAGCCUAGAAAGGUGGAGAGGUUAGAUCCUAGAGGGUCUUGUAUUUUUCUCAUUACCACCUAUUACCUACCUCAAAAUUGAAGUGGAAUGUGUUUCCUCCUGCCUGACAAAAAAGAAAAAAUUCAGGAAAAAAAUAAAAUUGCUCGCUUGAUGUAUGUGUAAAAAAGAUUGAAUAUAUCCAUGCCGACCUUAUUUUGGACCAAGAAUACAAUAGUAUCCUCUUCGGAGACACAUGCAUAGCAUAUAAAGGCAAGGUGACUUACAAGUGAGGUCAGAUAGUCUUAGGAACUUUGUAGCUCAUACUGUAUCAAUGCCAAGAGUAGUCAGGAUUAUUAAAGCACAGGUGCACAAGUGAAGGUAGUUGUAAUUUCUGCGUUUCCUGGGUGCACAGAAGAGAUUUCCAAUCUUUUCGGUCUAAACAAGGAGAUGUGCUCCUUUCAAAGCCUUUGAGAAGAUACUGUAUCACAGGAAAUUGAAAACAAGAAUGAAAGAUUCUUACGGACCCCCUUUUUUUACUUUCCCUGUUAUCUAAUGAGAGUAGAUGAACAAAAGAAGUGGCGUCCCUAGUGGCUCAGUGGUAAAGAAUCUGCCUGCAGUGCAUUAGACGCAGGUUCGAUCCCUCAGUUGGGAAGAUCCCUUAGGGAAGGAAAUGGCAACCCACUCCAGUAUUCUUGCCUGGGAAGUCCCAUGGACAGAGAAGCCUAACAGGGUUCAGUCCAUGGGGUCUCAAAAGAGUCGGAAACGACUUAGCAACUAAACAACAAAAUUAAUACCCGAGUAAUAGCAUUUUUAAUACUGCACCCUGUUAUUCUCAGUCUGCUACUAUAGAAGUAAUAGAUAGUACUAGCUUCCAAAAAUAGCUCAUGAUUAUGCUAUAUAUAUUGCCUUUCAUGGUUUCCUUUACUUUGCCCUAAACCAGUUCCAAGAUGGUAAUCUGAAAUGCCACUCCAGUAUUGCAAAAAAGAGGGUAGGUAGAAAUACAUCUCCUGUGGUUUUUGAGAGUACAAAGAAGCAUCCUACUCUCUGGUUAGUGUACAUGUCUGUGGUGUGUAAUAAAAAUCAACAUGAACUC
Molecule: messenger RNA, 4828 nt
Organism: Capra hircus (goat)
Lineage: Eukaryota; Metazoa; Chordata; Mammalia; Artiodactyla; Bovidae
Gene: TMEM167A
Product: transmembrane protein 167A
Exons: 4
Coding region: 88-306 (72 amino acids)
Biological process (GO): protein secretion; intracellular transport
Source: RefSeq, a predicted model, not a curated record